AUGGGACUCUCAAGAAUAGGGCUCGCGGCCUACAUCUACUCCCUCGAUUCUAUGACAACUUAUCAGUAUCUCUACUACGCUACAUCCACCGUCCUCAAACACUCAUUAUCCGGCACCAUAUCCACCGCUCAAGCCAUCGUUAUCGCGGUCGGGAAACCAUUCAUGGCAAAACUUGCGGAUGUUAUCGGUCGAGCCGAAGCUUUCGUCGUCGUCACCUUUCUCUAUGUCAUCGGAUACAUAAUCAUUGUCUCUGCAUCUACUAUCGAGAUUAUAGCACUGGGAGAGAUUGUCUACGCCUUUGGUUUUACGGGAUUACAGAUACUACAGCAGAUCGUUAUCGCGGAUAUGACGACGCUGCGGUACAGAGGCUUCGCAUCUGCGCUGGUAUCUGCUCCUUAUCUCAUCAACAACUUUGUCAGCGCGGAGCUACUAGAACGUGUCUUGCCAAAUUGGUAUGUCUGUUCCAAGCAGUUUGCCAUUCUUGUCCCUCUUUUCCUCGUUCCUCUCAUUGCUAUUCUUUUCUGGGGUCAGCGGCAAGCAAAGCAGGUCUUUUACCGGCAAUAUGGCAGGUCAUUGCCCAAUAAGCGCUGGUACGAUCGACUUCGCGACUCUUUUACCGAGAUGGACCUCGUCGGUCUCCUUCUGGUCGGCUCGUCUUUAUGUCUGAUCCUCCUACCCCUUGGUCUAGCUCCUCAGACAGCGGCGGGCUGGAAGAACCCAAAGAUGGGCGUCAUGAUCGUCUGCGGUAUGGCUCUCCUUCCCUUAUUCAUCCUAUACGAAUACGCCCUUCCCGCUCGACCAGUCAUGCCGAUGCGAUGGCUACGAAGGGCUCCAAUCCUUGGCGCAUGCCUGAUCGGCUUCUUUGACUUUGUCUCAUUUUACCUACAACAGACGUACCUGUACUCUUUCGUGCUCGUUGUCGAACCUGACUGGUCAUAUCGCGACCUGACGUAUUUUUCGGCUAUUCAGUCGCUCGGCAUGACGGUAUUUGGGAUCGUUGCGGGUGUGAUCAUGUGGGCCACAAGGCGAUUCAAGUAUAUGCUUUUCUGUGGACUGGUCAUCCGCUUAAUCGGCGUCACGCUCAUGAUCAAAGCUCGAUCUUCGAGCGGGAAUUCGUUCGAGCUCAUCUUUUGCCAAAUCCUACAGGGGUUCGGUGGCGGUUUCGCGGCCAUAGCCACUCAAGUGUCUGCUCAAGCUGCUGUUUCCCACGCGGACGUCGCUACGGUCACCGCGCUCGUCUUGCUCCUGACAGAAGUCGGUAAUUCUGUGGGCUCGGCCGCCGCUACAGCCAUUUGGAAUGCGUGUAUGCCUAAUGAGCUGCGGCGAUACGUUCCGACAGAUGAUGAAAGGCUGCUGAAAGAGCUUUUUGGAAGUAUAACCGACAUCGCAAAGUAUCCGAGAGAUGAUCCGAUACGUCUAGGAGCAAUAGCAGCGUACCAAGCGGUCAUGUACAAACUGGUACUCGCCGCGGUGAUCGUCGCUAUCAUUCCACCGAUCUUCUGUCUCAUCCUCAUCCGAAAUGUCUCCCUUGCUCGCGCUCAAAACGCUCUUGACAACAAGGACCUCGACGGACUGGAUCCGGACGAUAUGGCUGAUCCAGCUGCCCUGAGAGAAAGUGCAGAUUGGGACGAAGGACGAGUAAGGUUGAGUCCAAGGAGCCCAGCAAGAGUCUUGAGCUUUAGCGCUGGUUGCCCUGGUGGUAAAGGGUUCAGCAAGAGCGAAAGGGAUUCGUUGCUCCGCAGCUCAAGACGGUCCCUAGGAGGAUCUGAUUACGGUCGAAGACUCGCAAGUGAAGGCGGCGGCGGCGGUGGCGGUGGCAGCGGCAUCGCCGCAGGACACGGGGCUGUACCGGGCUCUGAUAGAGUCAGGUUGAGUCCUAGGAACUCUGUAUCUGGUCUAAGGGAUCACGGUCGGUCGCUGGGUGCAUUGGGACGGGAUGGACCUAGACGUCCUGGUCAACAGACUAGGUCAGGCCCUUCAGGUGGACUGAGGGCCAACACCAUGCCUGUCGGAGAAUUCGAUACCCUACAGGUCCCUUCAUCCUCAAGUCGUGCAUAG
Messenger RNA from Kockovaella imperatae, 2058 nucleotides. RefSeq names its product major facilitator superfamily domain-containing protein. Bases 1 to 2058 code for a protein of 685 amino acids. NCBI's taxonomy places the organism in Eukaryota, Fungi, Basidiomycota, Tremellomycetes, Tremellales, Cuniculitremaceae. The transcript has 11 exons. The record is from RefSeq and is a predicted model, not a curated record. Gene Ontology annotation, biological process: transmembrane transport. Gene Ontology annotation, molecular function: transmembrane transporter activity.